Molecule: messenger RNA, 1146 nt
Organism: Rasamsonia emersonii CBS 393.64
Lineage: Eukaryota; Fungi; Ascomycota; Eurotiomycetes; Eurotiales; Trichocomaceae
Product: Proteasome endopeptidase complex
Exons: 3
Coding region: 1-1146 (381 amino acids)
Biological process (GO): ubiquitin-dependent protein catabolic process
Cellular component (GO): nucleus; proteasome regulatory particle, lid subcomplex; cytosol
Molecular function (GO): structural molecule activity
Source: RefSeq, a predicted model, not a curated record
AUGGAGGCCGACAAGAUCCCCGACUUCCUCGCGGAACAGCGCGACCAAGCUCCCCCAGAGGCUCAGGGGCUUUUCUUGAACUUUGAAGAUUACUGGGAGCGCAAGCUAUGGCAUCAGCUUACCGACGCGCUGAUAGAUUUCUUCCGGAUGCCGGAAAGCGCGCCGCAACGGUUACCGAUCUUCAAGUCCUUCAUCCUCAGCUUCGCCGACCGCAUUAACCAGCUCAAGUUUGUCUCGCUGGGUUUGAUGGCAUCGACACAAUGUGCGGAUGACCAAGAACGACUUGCGUUUGUCACGUCGCUUGCAGACCGGGUCAACAAGCCCGACACACAGGACGCCUACGUAUACGCAACGGCAGACGUCGCCGGAGUGAAGCUGCGGCUACAGGAUUUUGAGGGGGCGCGGAAAGAUCUCGACAAGAGCCAGGCCAUCUUGGACUCGUUCGACUCAGUGGAGACGGUUGUCCAUGCUGCUUUUUACAAAGUGAACGCAGACUACUACCAAGCGAAACAAGAGUUCGCAUCCUAUUACAGGAACGCCCUGCUCUAUCUCGCUUGCGUGAAACUGGAAGAGCUUUCGCAGGAGGAACGCGUAUCACGAGCUUACGAUCUCAGCGUCGCAGCUCUCGUAUCCGACUCCAUCUACAACUUUGGUGAGCUGCUCCUGCACCCCGUGCUGGAUUCGCUCACGGAGACGCCACACGCCUGGCUGCGCGAUCUCCUCUUCGCUUUCAACCGCGGCGACCUGACCGCGUAUGACGUCCUGGCCGGGAACAUCAGCAAGAACAAGCUGCUUGAAUCGCACCGCAACUUCCUCUACCUUAAGAUCUCACUGUCCGCGCUCACAGAGAUGGUCUUCCGCCGCCCGCCGCACGACCGCAACUUGACCUUCGCGGCCAUCGCGGCCGAGACCAAGGUCCGGCCUGACGAGAUCGAGCACCUGAUCAUGAAAGCGCUGUCGCUGGGCCUGCUGAAGGGCUCCAUCGACCAGGUCGCGCAGGUCGCGCGCAUCAACUGGGUCCAGCCCAAGGUCCUCGACAUGAAGCAGAUCGAAGGCAUGCGGAAUCGGUUGAAGGAAUGGGAUGCGGGCGUCAACCAGCUAGGUCAUUGGAUUGAAAGUGUGGGCAAGGAUGUCUGGGCUGCAUGA